AUGCUAUGUGUACAAACAUCUAUUAAUCAGCAGAAUGAUAAAAUUCUAAAUAAAUGUCGCUGGGUUAUUGAUAAUAAUGAUCUUUUUUCAAUAUUACAGAAAUUCUUCACCGCAGUUUUGUUCGCCGUAGUUGCCUUGGCUGCCGCCGAUGUCAGCCACUUGGAUAGAACAUAUUUGCCACCUCUUGGAGCUGCCAGCAGCACUCAUGAAAAGUACGAAUCGGCACCAUCAAGCUUUGGUUCCACUUCUGGUUCCUUCAAAUCUGGUUCCAGCUUCUCUGCUCCUGAAUCUGCCUCCUCCUUUACCUCCAAGCAAUACUCUGCUCCAGACAGCUCUUCCAGUUUCAGCAGCCGCAGUGGAUUCUCUUCCGAUUCUAGCUCUUUCAAAUCUGGCUCCAGCUUCUCUGCACCCGAAAGUUCUGCUUCCUUCACCUCUUCCAAAAAGACUGAAUACAAAGCUCCCGCUUCCAGCUCCUUUAAGUCUGGCUCCAGCUUCUCGGCUCCUGAUACCGCUUCAUCUUUCAAUUCCUUCAAGACCUCUGAAUACAAAGCUCCUGCUUCCAGCUCCUUUAAAUCUGGCUCAAGCUUCUCGGCUCCUGAUACCGCUUCUUCUUUCAAUUCAUUCAAGACUAGUGAAUACAAAGCUCCUGCAUCCAGCUCUUUUAAAUCUGGCUCUAGCUACUCUGCUCCUGAAAGUUCUGCUUCAUUCUCUUCCUUUAAGACUACUGAAUACAAAGCUCCCUCUUCAACCAGUUCCUUCAAGUCUGGCUCUAGCUACUCAGCCCCAGAAUCUGCUUCCUCUUUCACCUCCAAGCAAUACUCAGCUCCAGACACCGAUGACAGUUUCAGCAGCCGAUUCUCCUCUGACUCUAGCUCUUUCAAAUCUGAUUCCAGCUACUCUGCCCCACAGUCUGCAGCUUCCUACUCAGCUCCUUCUUACUCCACAUCAUUCAGUGACUCCAGCUUCUCAGUUCCACAAACUGCUGCCUCUGGUGUUGAUACCAAAUACGCUGCUGAUGGUGGUUAUGUAUACUAAAUUUGAAUAUUAAAAAAAAAACGAAAAUAAAGCAAUUUUUAAAUAUGUUUAUAAAA
Lucilia cuprina (Australian sheep blowfly) is the source of this 1091-nucleotide messenger RNA. RefSeq names its product flocculation protein FLO11-like. NCBI's taxonomy places the organism in Eukaryota, Metazoa, Arthropoda, Insecta, Diptera, Calliphoridae. Gene Ontology annotation, cellular component: RNA polymerase II transcription regulator complex. Gene Ontology annotation, biological process: positive regulation of transcription by RNA polymerase II. The transcript has 2 exons. The record is from RefSeq and is a predicted model, not a curated record. Gene Ontology annotation, molecular function: transcription coactivator activity. The coding region runs from base 1 to 1035 and encodes 344 amino acids.